AUGUUAAUGGAUGUAAGGUAUGCUCGCGGUAACGGAGGUAGAUAUCAAGCCGGUUCUACUUGUUCGCCCGAAAUACAUUUCCAUGCCAAAGAUGCCCUAACAUCGAGAAAAGAAGACGAGAAAGAGAAAGACGAUCCAGACCAAAUUCUGAUCAAUGAUAUUGGUACAGCGCUGCGGUUUACAAAUGAAGAUUUUGAUCACCAGAUACAAAGUUUAAAAUCGCUGCUUCAUAAUGGUGAAAUCACAUUUGACCUGCUAUGGGCUUUGAUGAAACCAAAAGAUUACGUGGUUUCUAUGCAGUUCAGGCUUACAGUCCAGAGUCAAGCUUUGAGUGUUGUCAGUGGGACCUAUCUUAGGAGAGAGAAUCAUACGAAUUAUUUCAAUCUCAACGGCCGCAUGAUCUCUCAUGAUGGAGAAGAUUUUGGCUAUGGCUUCGUAGACAUCGAGAUAGAUGCGUUCGACGGAGCUAGGAAGAUAACAUGGUUAAAGGCAUAUCCCAUUCAUUAUGAUCCAGAUCCAGAUCUCCUUCACAAGAAUUUGAUCCAACGAGCGCGCAAGUAUAUGUCCUUGAUUCGAGCUCUUCCUCAGGCUGUUUGUCAAGAGUAUACUGUGGAUUUUGGUUUAGAGGAUCACAAAACUUCGAAUGGAAAAGUUCAGGCUCAGAAGGCUAACUUACGUGGUCGUGUCAUGGCGGAUUUCGAGGCAUGGAAGUUCAAUAAUGGUUGGACGGAUCUUGCUAAACCACUAGUUCAAAGAGGACACUCUAUUACGGGUAAAGAUUUGGAUUUGCGUGAUGAUCAAUUGUGGAUUUGCGCAAACUGGAUCAACGGUUUCAGUUUGACCUACAAGUCACAGGGUCAAAUUUCUGUUGAUGGCUUGGAACACAUCGUUUGGAAUGAAGAUGCUUUUAAAAAGCUGGUCGUUGAUGAAACUAGAAGAAAGUUGAUUCACGCAUUAGUAAGAGCUCGCCGACAAGACGAUGCUUCUUUUGAUGACAUCAUUGAAAACAAAGGGAAAGGUCUCGUUGGAUUGCUCAGUGGUAGUCCUGGUGUCAGAAAAACAUUGACUGCUGAAGCGGUUGCUGAGGUUACCUCUCGUCCCUUGUACCAAGUCUGCACUGGAAAACUUGGAGUCGAUGCCGAUAAGGUCGAUAAAUGUCUAGGUACGAUACUAGAGAUCACUAGACGAUGGGGUUGUGUUCCACUCAUCGACGAAGCGGAUGUAUUCCUCGCAACGCGCGGAAUCGACUUUGCUCGCGACACACUUGUGAGUAUCUUCUUGCGAAGGCUUAAGUACUUCAGGAUUUUUUUAAUCUUGACGACAAAUCGGAAGUCAGAAAUUGAUCCGGCUUUCCAGAGCCGUAUACACUUCUCUAUCCACUAUUCUGAUCUAACGGAAAGUGGCCGUGUAGUUGUUUGGACUAACUUUAUCGGCACUGUCUCAAAGCAAACGGGAACUUCUAGCAUCGAUUCGACUGAUAUCGAGAAACUCGCAAGACUUGAGUUGAAUAGAUGA
Molecule: messenger RNA, 1515 nt
Organism: Botrytis porri
Lineage: Eukaryota; Fungi; Ascomycota; Leotiomycetes; Helotiales; Sclerotiniaceae
Exons: 4
Coding region: 1-1515 (504 amino acids)
Molecular function (GO): ATP hydrolysis activity; ATP binding
Source: RefSeq, a predicted model, not a curated record